UACUCCUGCAGAUCAGGCACCCAAGAUUGAAACGAAAGUUAACUUGACGGAGCUGCCUCCUCUUUCCUCCUGCGAGCUUUGCUUCCUCCCCCCGUAAUCCUCAUCGCUGCAGUCUUCUCCCACGGCACUCAACGCAUCUUAUGGCAUGGCGCCCCGGCCUUACAUAGCCGCUCGCCCGCGGGCUCUCGCCAAAUCCCAUGCCAGAAACGCGGAACGACCUGCCGAUGGAGCCGUCGUUCGGGUCCAACUCCGCGAGCACCGAGGAGGCGUCGACCCGGCGCGUGGCCAACCGCAUCAUCCGCGCGCUGCAGCACCACCUCCAGCUGCUGCACCGCGCCGGCGCGGACUUCUUCGUGCUGGGCGCCACGGGCAACGUGUACACGGUGACGCUGGCGACCACGCCGGCGUGCACGUGCCCCGACCCCGGCGCGCCCUGCAAGCACAUCCUCUUCGUGCUGCUCCGCGUCCUCGGCCUGUCCCUCGACGAGGCCUGCGUGUGGAGGCAGUCGCUGCGGCCGUGCCAGGUCGCGCGGCUCGUCGCCGCGCCCACGUACCCGGAGGUGCUCGCCGGCCCUCGCGCCCGGGAGAGGUUCCACCAGCAGUGGGCGGCCCACGCGGCGGCUGCAGCCGCAAAGGCCGCUGACCAGCGCCGGCAGGAGUCCGCCGGUCCGUCGUUGGGCCGCCUCGACGGCGCCGCCUGCCCGGUGUGCCUCGAGGAGAUGGCGCCGUCGGCAGAGGCACAAGGCGGCGCGGCGGCAACGGGGCCGGCGCCGCUGCUGACGUGCGGCACCUGCCGGAACUCGGUGCACGCCGAGUGCUUCGCGCGGUGGAAGCGCAGCCGCGCGAGGCGGGCGGCGACGUGCGUCGUGUGCCGCGCGAGGUGGCGGAAGCCGAGCCGGGACCGGGAGCAGGACCAGCAGCAGUACAUGAACCUGUCGGCGUACAUGAACGAGGAGAACGACGUGGUGGACAUGCAGGUCGAGGACGGGGCUCCGUGUGGCGGAUAGAGGAACUUGUUACGGCGGUUCAUAUACUGUAUGAAAUUUAAGAAGCUGUACAGAGGGAGUAGCAUCCCAAUUCAUUCGGACUCGUGACAUUUCUUUCUUAUUUUUCUUAGGAUCUGACUUAUUACAUGCAUGUACAGAACUUAUAUGUCAAUAAAAUCAC
Molecule: messenger RNA, 1167 nt
Organism: Triticum dicoccoides
Lineage: Eukaryota; Viridiplantae; Streptophyta; Magnoliopsida; Poales; Poaceae
Product: mitogen-activated protein kinase kinase kinase 1
Exons: 1
Coding region: 198-1007 (269 amino acids)
Molecular function (GO): ubiquitin protein ligase activity; zinc ion binding
Source: RefSeq, a predicted model, not a curated record